This is a messenger RNA of Trichechus manatus latirostris (Florida manatee), 2047 nucleotides long. RefSeq names its product dual specificity phosphatase 14 (gene DUSP14). The record is from RefSeq and is a predicted model, not a curated record. The transcript has 2 exons. Gene Ontology annotation, molecular function: MAP kinase tyrosine/serine/threonine phosphatase activity. Bases 799 to 1395 code for a protein of 198 amino acids. NCBI's taxonomy places the organism in Eukaryota, Metazoa, Chordata, Mammalia, Sirenia, Trichechidae. Gene Ontology annotation, biological process: protein dephosphorylation. Gene Ontology annotation, cellular component: cytoplasm.
UUGGCAUUCAUCGUUCAAGCCAUAUUUACACCACUGCUCUUGGUGAAGCCGCCCUCUGGCCUCGUCUAGAUGACAUCCCACCCACACCUUAGCACCUUUGACUUCUUUCGCGGUACCCACUCUCCUCUACUGGGUGUCGUAAUCACGAGGCUGCUUAUCCUCACUUUAUCUUGCUUAGCUGUUCUGCCCACUGCGUAUCUAGCACGGUCCCUCACACUGCUGGGCUGACUAAGGGUAUAUGGAAGAGACUGUACUCAGUUUUGCAUCUUACAGGCAAAACUGCAUUCUUGGAGCGUUCUCCAGUGCCUUACAUUUCAUUGAUGUGUUUCGGUCUCUGAGCCUUCUUUCAAAAAUUUGUCUUUUCUACUGCCAAAACUGUACUUCCAGCGUUUGUCACACCAUAGUUAUAUGUCAUUAACAGAAAGCUGAGAAUUAGCUUGGCAUUAUUAUUGAAGCAUUCUUUAAAUGCACAUCUUGAAAUAUUUAGCAUGCCUUCCACUUUCAAGAUUUAUUCCAGUCAAACUUGGUUAUUAGUUAAAAAAACAAAAACCAGGAGGGAUUCUUUUGAACUUUGAUUGGCCAUAUUCUUGCAUCCUUGUCUUCCUGCAGAUCUGAUUUGUAUCCACUAUAACCAGCACUGCUCACUGAGGAUUUUCUGGAUCCAGACCACGGGGUCCAGAGUACACUGAAACUUCCUCAGCAAGAAGGAGACUGUAAUUUCGGAUUCCUUGCCGGAAGGAAAAACCAACCCACUCCCGCCUUGCUUCCAACGAUGCAAGUGUGAUUACCGGCGUCUUCAUGAGCUCCAGAGGUCACAGCACACUACCACGGACUCUCAUGGCCCCUCGGAUGAUUUCCGAGGGAGACAUAGGAGGCAUUGCUCAAAUCACCUCCUCUCUCUUCCUGGGCAGAGGCAGCGUGGCCUCCAACCGGCAACUCCUCCAAGCUCGUGGGAUCACCUGCAUCAUUAAUGCUACCAUUGAGAUCCCCAAUUUCAACUGGCCCCAAUUUGAAUAUGUUAAAGUGCCUCUGGCUGACACGCCUCAUGCCCCCAUUGGACUGUACUUUGACACAGUGGCCGACAAGAUCCACAGUGUGAGCAGGAAGCACGGGGCCACCUUGGUGCACUGUGCUGCAGGGGUGAGCCGAUCGGCUACUCUCUGCAUCGCUUACCUUAUGAAAUACCACAAUGUGUGCCUGCUGGAGGCGUACAACUGGGUGAAAGCCCGGAGGCCUGUCAUCAGGCCCAAUGUGGGCUUCUGGCGGCAGCUGAUAGACUAUGAGCGCCAGCUCUUUGGGAAGUCGACAGUUAAAAUGGUACAGACACCUUAUGGCAUAGUUCCAGACGUUUAUGAGAAAGAGUCCCGACACCUGAUGCCUUACUGGGGAAUUUAAUGCCACCAAAGCCUGCAUCAGCAGCCCCUUGAGCAGUACCAGCAUCUGCUAUACGCCGUCUGCUCCCCUCUUCACCUUUCUUUUUCAAAUGGUUGACUUUUGGUUCUCCCUGGAGUGUUUUUUACACUGGGUGUUCAAAUUUAUUUUACGAGAUAGAAGGGAGGGGAGGGACAUAAGGGAAUGCAUACAUUGCUAGUAACAUUUUUAAAACUAACAUUUUGGAUAGUGUUUAUGAAAAUCUUCAACUGGCUUUUAAUCAUUUUUAACAAUUUGAACAGUUUAUAUAAAACUGUUAGGUUCUGCUCUGUCCUGAAUCCCAGGCCUUUUGGCACCACUGUAGGUGCUGAAGGAGCUCGGUGCAAAAAACAUCACUUUGGGCCCCAGUUAACUCUUUAGAGCAGAGCUUUGCUUAAGGCUGCCAACCAAACAGAUGCUUAGGGAAGACUGAUACCAGCUUCAGUCUCUACUGGAUUGGUAGCCCUACUCUCUCCUUUUCCCUCUAUUAUUUAGUGACUCUGUAAGUUAAAAUAAGCAAACCUUUGUUAUUUAGCUGUUAAGUAAUCAUAAUGAAAUCUGCUGCAAAGACCCUCUUGAAAUCAAUGUGUCCCGGGAUUACAUUAGCAUUAUUUUUAAUAAAUAUAUCUGCUUAACA